AUGUGGCGUCAUCUCCUUCAACGCCUCGGAGUGGCGGUGCACCCCGCGUUAAAGCGACACGCAGCGCCUGUCAAACAGGUUUACGGAAUUUUCUGUGAUGCGAACUCCGGCGGGUUGGAUGAGGGCGAGUUGUUGUGCGCAGUUCCCUUUUUUCACUGCAUUGCGGCAAAGGUGGCGGCUGCGUCGCCGUGGGGAUCGACGCUGAUGGCCAACGCUUCCUCCUACACGGUCUCGGGCGACGGUGUUCGCGUGGAAUACCCAAGUGAAAGUGUCAUUACCACCGUGUUUUGCGCCCUUGUUUUGCUCUUUAAGGAGUGUCCGCUGAACAGCUAUCUGCAAUGGAUUGAGCUAGAACACGAAGACGACGCUUCUAUGCAACGUAAACUGGGCGGCCCCACGUACGCCAAGCUUCAAAGCAUCAAAGUUCUUAACGAGUCAAUUAUAGUUGCUCUUUGCGAAGACGCGUCAAGCGCGGGUUGGAAUGUAUCUUUUGAUGCUAUGAGCCGUGCGCAUGCCAUCUGCAGCAGUCGCUGUGUGGAUGUGCCUUGCUCGCAGGACGUUUUUGGCGGUCCAGCGCUUGUACCGUUCGUCGAUCUCAUCAAUCACAAUGAGGAGGACCCGAAUGUGGUUGUCUAUGUGGACACAAUCCAUUCUCUCCUAUCGUUGCUGCGACGGUCCAGGCACCUCCCCCAGGUGUUUGAAGACGAAAUCAGUGGUGGUCAUUGCCCCUUUUAUGUUAUUGCACGGGCGGCGAAGGAAAUCGCGGCGGGCGAGGAGUUGCACUACCGUUACCUUGACCCUCACGAUGCGCUGGCGCGGGAUCCGUUAUUUUGGGCUUCCCGGUUUCAUUUCUGUCCAUAA
Messenger RNA from Trypanosoma rangeli, 861 nucleotides. RefSeq lists its product as uncharacterized. Bases 1 to 861 code for a protein of 286 amino acids. The transcript has a single exon. NCBI's taxonomy places the organism in Eukaryota, Euglenozoa, Kinetoplastea, Trypanosomatida, Trypanosomatidae. The record is from RefSeq and is a predicted model, not a curated record.